GAAAGUAGCAGUUCGGAUUCGCUCAGUGUUUGUCACGGCAGAGCCGAGCCCGCCGCACGAGGGCCGGAGCGAGUAGCGGCAGCAGCAGCAGCAGCAACCUGCUUGGCCGUGCAGGGAGCCCGAGCGCAGCUGCCCAGGCUCCCUCCCGCCUCGCCUCAGUCUGCCCCGGUCGUGGCAUUUUAGUGCGGGGAGAAAGGCUGCCACCGCUUGCUUAACUGACUCGCUUCUCUGGAGUAGCCGCAGGAUACCCGGCGGCGCCGCCGCCCCCCCCCCCCCCCCCCAUCCCGGACCGAUUUCAGGCUCCCAGUUCAAGCAGGGGACUCCUGGACAGCCCAGCACCAGCACCGGGGACAGCGCGCGACAGUGAGCUGGUGCCGCCGCCGCUGAAUUUUUAAUGGAAAAAUGGCGAUCUCGGCUCAGACCUGCGGCGCAUCUUGCCUCGUCCCCGCUCUGUGCAGCCAAAUCCUCCUGUGCCUCGUCCUGUCUACUCCCGCCGCGGAUGGCUUCAGCUUUCCCCAGCAGUACACGAUGCAGUAUUGGGCCAGAAGACUGGAGCAAGAGAUUGAUGGAGUGAUGAGGAUAUUUGGGGGAGUUCAGCAGCUGAAAGGGAUCUACAAUGACAAAAAGAACCAGUUUGAAGUAAAAGAGAAUGUACCAAAGAAAAUAGUGGAAAAAGUGGCAGGUGACAUUGAGAGCUUGUUGGCCAAGAAGGUCCGGGCAUUAAAGAGAGUGGCUGAUGCAGCUGAAAAGUUUCAGAAAGCCCAUCGUUGGCAAGAUACUAUUGGGGAGAAUGAUAUUGAAUACUAUGACUCCAAGGCUGAAACAAAAUAUGAUGGUCUAGAGGGAGAAGAAAUUGAAAGCGAACCGUCCAACUCCCUGAAGCUGGAAUUCGUAGAUGAUGCACACUUUAAAACGAAAGUUAACUACUCUUAUGCUGCUGUACAGAUACCAACAGACAUCUACAAAGGCUCUACUGUAAUCCUCAAUGAGCUGAACUGGACAGAAGCCCUGGAGGAUGUAUUUGUUGAAAAUCGAAAAGAAGACCCGUCUCUGCUGUGGCAGGUCUUUGGCAGUGCCACAGGUGUGACUCGCUUCUACCCAGCUACCCCCUGGAGGGUACCUGAUAAGAUUGACCUAUAUGAUGUCCGACGAAGGCCUUGGUACAUUCAAGGGGCUUCAUCUCCAAAGGACAUGGUGAUCAUUGUGGAUGUGAGUGGCAGUGUUAGUGGCCUGACAUUGAAACUGAUGAAGACAUCUGUGUACGACAUGCUGGACACACUCUCUGAUGAUGACUACGUUAAUGUGGCCUCAUUUAACCAAAAUGCACAGCCUGUAUCAUGCUUCAAGCAUUUAGUCCAGGCGAAUAUUCGCAACAAGAAGGUCUUCAAAGAAGAUGUGGAGAUCAUGGUGGCCCAAGGAACCACGGAUUACAAGGCCGGCUUUGAAUAUGCCUUUGAGCAGCUGCAGAAUUCCAACGUCACAAGAGCUAAUUGCAAUAAGAUGAUCAUGAUGUUCACUGAUGGAGGAGAAGACCGAGUGCAGGAUGUGUUUGAGAAGUAUAACUGGCCCAACAAGACGGUACGAGUGUUCACCUUUUCUGUUGGACAACAUAAUUAUGAUGUCACUCCCCUCCAGUGGAUGGCUUGUGCUAACAAAGGUUAUUACUUUGAAAUUCCAUCUAUUGGGGCCAUUCGAAUUAACACACAGGAAUACCUGGAUGUUCUGGGAAGACCCAUGGUCCUGGCAGGGAACAGGGCAAAACAGGUUCAAUGGACCAAUGUCUAUCAAGAUGCUUUGGGUCUGGGCUUGGUGGUGACAGGCACUUUGCCGGUGUUUAACCUCACUGAAGGUGGUGGUGACAGGAAGAACCAGCUUAUCCUAGGUGUUGUGGGGAUUGAUGUGGCGCUGGAUGAUAUCAAGAAGCUGACACCGCAGUAUAAUUUAGGGGCUAAUGGCUAUGUAUUCGCUACUGACCUGAAUGGAUAUGUAUUGCUGCACCCAAAUUUGCGACCUAAGAUCAUUAAUUUCCAGGAACCUGUGACCUUGGACUUCCUUGAUGCUGAACUAGAAGAUGAGAACAAAGAAGAAAUUCGAAGAAGCAUGAUUGAUGGACGCGAGGGGCAGAGAUAUAUCAAGACUCUUGUCAAGUCCCAGGAUGAGAGAUACAUAGAUGAAGUGUACAGAACCUAUACCUGGGCCCCUAUCAAAAGCACAAACUACAGCCUAGGUUUGGUCUUGCCACCCUACAGCACAUACUACAUUCAAGCAAAUCUCAGUGACCAGAUUCUCCAGGUGAAGUUACCAAUCAGCAAAGUGAAGGAUUUUGAAUACCUGCUGCCAAACAGCUUUGAGUCCGAGGGACAUGUAUUCAUUGCUCCAAGAGAAUAUUGCAAAGCCCUCAACCUGUCGGAUAACAACACUGAAUUCCUGGAAAACUUUAUCGCCCUCAUGGAAAAGGUGACGCCCGACUCUGAGCAAUGUAAUAACUUCCUCCUUCACAACCUUAUCCUGGACACAGGAAUAACACAACAGCUGGUAGAAAGAGUAUGGAAGAAUCAAGACUUAAACACGUACAGCCUCCUUGCUGUGUUUGUUGCCACUGAUGGUGGUAUCACUCGCAUUUUUCCUAACAAGGCUGCAGAAGAUUGGGAAGAAUAUCGAGAACCCUUCAAUGCCAGUUUCUAUCGAAGGAGCUUAGACAACAAAGGAUACAUCUUUAAACCCCCCUGCCGGACUCCCAGCUACAAAGAACCAGAGAUGGAAAAUAGCACAGUUGGUAUCCUUGUUAGCACUGCAGUUGAGCUCAGCUUUGGCAGGAGGACUCUGAAGCCAGCAGUGGUUGGAGUGAAACUUGACCUGGAAGCCUGGGCAGAAAAAUUUAAGGUCCUUGCAAGCAACCGAACGGAAAGAGAUCAGCUGGGAACACGAAGGUGUGACCCCUCCACAAGCUGUGAGAUGGACUGUGAAGCUAAUUACAAGGACCUCCUCUGCGUUCUCAUUGAUGAUGGGGGGUUUCUGGUGCUCUCCAACCAGGAAGAUGAUGCGCCCCAGGUGGGAAAGUUCUUCAGUGAGGUGGAUGCUCAUCUGAUGUCUGCUCUCUACAAUAAUUCUUUUUUCACACGGAAAGAAUCAUACGACUUUCAAUCUGUCUGUGCUCCAGAAGCUCCAAGUAACACAGGAGGUGGCCCACGUGGGGUAUAUGUACCAACCAUGGCAGAUUUCCUGAACCUGGCUUGGUGGAGCUCAGCCGCUGCAUGGUCUCUAUUUCAGCAGUUCUUGUAUGGGCUAACCUACAGCAGCUGGUUUCAAACAGAGGAUGUUGCAGCAGACAGCAUGGAGACCAAGGAGACCAGCUGCAUCAUGAAGCAAACCCAGUACUAUUUUAGUACAGUUAACUACACGUACAACACCAUCAUUGACUGUGGAUAAAUCUUCCAGGCUAUUCCAUGCUCAAAGGCUUGCCAACACCAACCUUCUGUUUGUUGUAGCAGAAAAGCCAAUAUGCAGUCAGUGUGAAUCCACCAAACUUCUUCAAGCAGAAGUUAAGGCUCCACCACGAGAACCCAAUCAGUGUGAGUUGGUAGAAAGGCCACGAUAUCGAAAAGGUCCCCGCAUCUGUUUUGACUACAAUGCAACGGAAGAUACCUCAGACUGUGGCAGAGGAGCAUCCUUUAGACCUUCCUGGAGAAUCUUGAUAUUUCUGCAGCUCCUUCUCCUCUAUUUGACUGCCUGUUGCAAUCCACUGCCCUCGGCAUCUUGCCUUUGAAACAUCCAUUUAGUCCAGCCCAUCCAUAUUUGUUUUCUGCACCAUCUCCAUCCCUCCAGACUUGCCAAAGGAGGGCAGCUGCCUAGUCCCAUCAACUCUGGUUACACCUUGGCAUUACUCAUGAGGAAGUUCUUUCUUCAUUCAGAAGUUCAGAAGCUAUUUUCAUUGUUUGUUUCUCGUUUCCUCCCAUCCUCUCCUUGCCCGUCCAGUGUCUCUGCACAGCAGGUUGUGCAAACACAGAGCUCUGAGCAAGACUUGGGGGAGCACGAACCGCCACUGUGACCUUCUCCGCACAGUGAACAUACUUGAGCUUUGAUUCAUUGCUCUUCUUUCCACCCAUUGAGCUGUUGGCCAAAUAAGAAGAACAAUGGCCUCAUAAUUCUUCCCCAUUGAAUCUGUUGAAUUCUGGGAGACUUUUAUCAGUUUCAUCAGGAGGGGUCUCAUCAUUUUGUCUUAAAAGUAUUUAACCAACAAUGUUGACAAAUUACUAUUGUGUUUGAAACAAUUUACCUUCCCAUCCCAAUCAUGCAAACAGCAACUACAAAAAUCAAUAGAGCAGAAAAAGUGGUAUAUUCUUGCCAAAUUGAUUCUGUAGUUUAGUUAACUUUUCAGCCAAUUCCAGUGGCUUGUUAAACUCAAAUGAAUCGUAAGAUGUCACCGCAGCAUUUCCAUUCCACCCAGUUCGCGCUGUGCUUUCCAAGGCCAUCGUUGCUAAAUCUCUCAUUAGUUAGAUCCAUCUCAGAUCAAUUUUUAAAUUUAUUAUGAUUUUAUUUUUAGCCUGAAGAUUUUAAACUAGAUCUUUCUACAUCUAAUUUCCAAGCAUUUUAGCCUGACAAAUUAUAAUAUUUGUUGUCAGCAACAAGGACACAAAGAAAAAAAGGAUUUGACUUGAAUUUUAUGGUCAGUAUUAUUUAUUUAAACCAAUAAUUCCAUACUAAGAGGACUUGCAGACUGAUCAGGGGAGAAGGCUUUGUGUCAAGAUUCUUAUGCACACCAUUCUAGUAACCCUUGCAUGGUUGGAGGGGAACAAUGGUUCUAUCAUCAGCAAAAUGAAUACCAAGGUACAAUAACAGAUAUAGCCCACAUCCAACAUACCAUGUCUCAAAUAAUUUCCUUGCCUGGGAAUGUAUUGAUUUAUCAAAAAACCACAAUUAUGUCUCCUGCUCUUCAAAACACUACAAACCCUUUCCUUGUGAUUUCUGCUGUGUCCUGUCCUUGAGGAGGACUUAAGGUGAGGCUGGCCAAGCUGAAGGUGACCUUAUUCCGAGUCCACAGUGUCCCUCUGUUCCCCUAACAGAUACUUUCUUCCACCUCUGACUGAAACAAUAUAUGCUGAACCAAACCAAGAAGGUGGUAGCCAAAGGUUUUCUUCCCAACUUUGUGUGGAAUUGUUAUCGUAUCUUUACAGCAUCCUCCAGCCAUUCAGUACCAGAAAUACAGGGGUGAAUAAGAGCACAACUAAGCCCUUACAAUCAGAUCUUCCACAGAGUACCAAUUAUUUUCCACAUACUUUAAAAGAGAAAUGUAAAAGUACUGUGUUAUCAUGGAAAUGACAUCCAUCUCAAACACACAGAACCCUUCCAGGUGGCUUUGCAGGUAACAUCCCAUGUCUGGGAUUAUUACUGAUGACACAAUCUGAUGACACAGUCUAUCAUUUUCUGUACAUUCUGUUCAAAAGCUACCUUCUUUUUUAGGGCUCGCACUGGCUGCGUUACUAUGGUUCACAGUAAAUAUCCAUUGUGAUUGCAUCAUCACCUCUGCACUUAGAGUAGCCAGUGAAGUUUCUACUUUGUUCGGAGCAAGAGUCAUAGUCCAAGAAAUAAGUGCAACAUUAUACAGCGCACUGUGCUGCAGAUUUAACCAGCAGAAAACAGUUCAUUACAAUGGCAGGAACUGAUGAAAUUUACAACAGGAUUAUGAAAUUAUGUGUGGCAGCACUGCACCCUGUUUCAACAUCACAUAUCAUAGAGCCCAGUCAAAAGUUGUUUCCCACAUACUGAAUCUAAACAUUUACAUUCUAACUAUUAUGAGCAAUGAAAGUGUUAAAAGCUUCAUUCUCUUUAUUAUAAGGAAACCUGGAAAGCAACCAAUGGUCUGGUUACUUGAAUCUGCAAGUCUGUAAGCAAAAAUAUGUCCUAGUUUUAUUGACAAUUUCAUAAUAUAUUUAAACAGAAGUGUUCUGUGUUCCUGGUUUGGCGCUUUAGUGCUAAACCAGAAUUGCCAGAGAGUUGGUUCUCCAAAACCUUAUGCUGUCAUCUGAAAUCAUAUGUGAUGUAAAAUAUUCUACAUGUGGUGUUCCCACAACUAUAUUUUAUUUCAGUACAGAUGGCAAGAGACUCACAUAGAAGUGGUUUUUCUUUAAAAGCUUUUAUGGGGCUGUAACUGCCUGCUUAAAGAACAUCCUUGACCAUAUCUGAAGGAAUAUUUCUGCAGUCUGGUAUGAUAUGAGUGACUAAGGAUAACAUCAGGGUCAGACUGCUAAAACAAAUGUGAUCAUAUAGUGCAAAUGGAUGCAAGAGGGAACUGUCUAUUGCAGAAAUGUGUGUCUGAGAGAUCUGGAAGUAGACCUUUGGCACAUGAACUGCAGUGUGUUUGCUUUAUUUCCACUGAUUCUAGUUCUUGAAAGUAGGAGAGUGAUUUCAGUUCUCUCUCAAAAAUCAGCUUUACCAUGAUUCUAUUUCAUGUGUCCCCCUUCCUCUGGCUAUCCUGUUGUCCAAAAGAUGAGUAAAGUGUCUGAAAAUCCUCUCCU
Molecule: messenger RNA, 6515 nt
Organism: Sphaerodactylus townsendi
Lineage: Eukaryota; Metazoa; Chordata; Lepidosauria; Squamata; Sphaerodactylidae
Gene: CACNA2D2
Product: calcium voltage-gated channel auxiliary subunit alpha2delta 2
Exons: 39
Coding region: 403-3429 (1008 amino acids)
Cellular component (GO): voltage-gated calcium channel complex
Molecular function (GO): voltage-gated calcium channel activity
Source: RefSeq, a predicted model, not a curated record